Acaulospora colombiana is the source of this 1275-nucleotide messenger RNA. Lineage: Eukaryota; Fungi; Glomeromycota; Glomeromycetes; Diversisporales; Acaulosporaceae. The record is from the annotation of a GenBank genome assembly.
AUGAGUGCAUCACAAAACAGCGGCAGCUCAAAGAGUUCAUUACCAGCUUUGCAUGGUGUUAAGAUCAAAGCUAGAAAGGGCCAACAAAAAGCUCAAGCAAAAUACGAACCAACCAUCUUUAGGGACAGUAUCUUAAAAGCACUUUCAAACGCUCAACCUGGCGACCUUGAGGAGAUCUCACAGCAAUUGGACAUCUCAGGCAAUACGCUUGAAUAUAGAAAAUACGGAGAAACUUUAUUUGAAAUUCUUCUUACUGGUGGCGUAUUAGCACCCGGAGGCACAAUCCUUAAAGAUGGAACGCAACGUAGUCCAUUUUCCAUUUUCACGGCGGAAGAUAAUAGCGAAGUCAUCAAAAAGCAUGUUGAGGUUUUCAAUAAGCUGAUCCGGCGUUACAAAUAUUUGCAACGUAGCUUUGAAGAAACCAUCAAAAAUUUAAUACAAUACAUUAACAAAUGGAGUUCCGAGGAAAACAACAAGCUAGCCAUGGCUAUUGGCCUGUUUGCAUCCGGUCAGAUGACCAAUAUUAACGUCUUGACUGUUUUGUUCAAGGAGCAUCUUGUCAAAGAAGGCCUCUCUCUCCAGUUUGUGACUGCUGUUUUUAAAGCUUACCUGAGCGAACAGAGUAUUGACCACCUAGGCAACUCCCUUAAAAAAGCAGGGAUGGACAAUAAACUUAUGGAAUUCUUUCCUCCGAAUAAACGCGACGAAGAAUACUUUGCUCGUUAUUUCGAAGCCGAGGAUAUGAAGCAGCUCGUGGAAUAUCAUAACCAAAAGCAAAGGAAUUCGAUGAAAGAGCAAACUAUUGAUCGCGCCAAAAAGAUGCUGCAGGCCGAUAAUACAUCUGCCGAGGUGAUUGUUUAUCUCAAACAUCAGAUGAAGGAAGGUGGCUGGCAAGAAUCUGAUUUCGUCCAAAUUGUCUGGGAUUCCGUGAUGCAAGCCGUUGAUUGGGGUUCUCGGGCGGAACAAAUUGAAACCCAAGUUCUUCGUCAAGUUAAGCAAUGUUCCGACAUCCUCACGGUAUUCGCGACCAGUCCCAAGACAGAGCUUGCCCUUUUACAAAAAGUUCAAGUCUAUUGUUAUGAUGAUACGAAAUUGAUGAAACACUUUCGUCAAAUAGUUCAAAUUUUAUAUGAUGAGGAUGUCGUCUCGGAGAGUGCCAUUUUGUACUGGUCCGAAAAAGGCGCCAGUCAUCAGGGAAAGACUGUAUUUUUGAAACAGAUGGAGCCGUUUAUCCAAUGGCUCAAGACAGUCGAUAGUGAGAGUGAAGAAGAAUAA